AACUCCUCAGUUCGCACCAUUAUGUCCAAUCAAACACACAUGCGGCUGAAUCCGAAUCGAUAUCAGCUUUCGGCCGACCAGCGAUACCUCCUUUUAGCACAAAACGUUAAGAAAUUAUUCAGGCACUCUUAUCUUGCUCAAUACACCAUUUAUGAUAUUCAUUCAGGUAACGACUUUCCAUUACGGCCGUUGCCGGAAAACGACGAUCAUCCGUUUCUACUUCUUGCUCAAUGGGCUCCGAAGGGGCACAGCCUCAUCAUGGUACAGGAUUACGAUGUUUACUAUAGGAAAACUCCCACUUCACACAUGGGCUACAGAAUCACCAAGAGUGCAGUACCGGGGGUUGUUAGUCAUGGUGUUCCUGAUUGGCUCUAUGAAG
Messenger RNA from Dendroctonus ponderosae (mountain pine beetle), 379 nucleotides. Its product is annotated as inactive dipeptidyl peptidase 10-like. Gene Ontology annotation, molecular function: dipeptidyl-peptidase activity. The record is from RefSeq and is a predicted model, not a curated record. The annotation marks the transcript as partial. Gene Ontology annotation, biological process: proteolysis. Lineage: Eukaryota; Metazoa; Arthropoda; Insecta; Coleoptera; Curculionidae. The transcript is spliced from 3 exons.